Molecule: messenger RNA, 555 nt
Organism: Miscanthus lutarioriparius
Lineage: Eukaryota; Viridiplantae; Streptophyta; Magnoliopsida; Poales; Poaceae
Source: the annotation of a GenBank genome assembly
AUGGAGUCUUUCCAAAACUCACUUCGUGUUACUGCUCGUGCAGGUCCUAUGGUGUAUGGAUAUUCAAAGACCUUGAAGGAGGAACAAAGAGAGGAGCUAUUUGAAAGUUUAAAGGUCAAUAACUCUAUUGGGUGGGAAGUGGAUGUCAUAUGCCCAAAGGAUUUGUCUGCUAAAAUGUUAAAAAAAAAGUCAAAAGUCAAUCUGAAUGAAAUAUCACAUAACUCUGCCAUGAGCCUUGUUAGAAAAGUGCUUGACAUGGGAGUUCUACUGGCAGAAGUCACUAGGGACAGAGCCUUGCGAAACUGGGUGUUUGAUGAAACAGCUCUGAGUCUGCACAUGAAAACUGGAUCAGGAUAUCCAGGAGACCCUGAUACUAAGCAAUGGUUAGAAGAUCACAAGCAUCCAGUAUUUGGCUUCCCAACUUUGGUUCGUUUUAGUUGGGAAACUUGUAAGCCCUUCUUCAAGGAUGCAGUUGAGGUUACAUGGGAGUCUGAUGAAGUUGAUGAAGAUGGGACUGACAAUGGAAGCACCAAGCGACAAGUCAAGCUUGACUGA